AUGGAUCAAUCACCAGAUCACCCCUAAAACUAAGUCUUGUAACGAAGUGAAACGCAAGCUAUUCCAAAAAAUACUACUGGCAGAAUAGUGUAUUAAACAUAUUUUUGUUUAUUGGGUACCACUCUUCUAAUUUUAUCAAUUAUAUCUUAUUAUUUCUAUAGUGAUGCUUUUGAUAAUUAUAAGUAUAUCAUUGAGAAUUGGCAGUAAUAACCAAUAGAAUCCAUACGAUUGACUUUUGAUAAUUGCAAUAAUGAUGUAAGAAUGAACAUAAUGACAUAGGAAAUAAAUUUGAUCAAUUACAAAUGGCCUGGAACUGUGGAUGGAUGCGAUUGUCGUUAUGGUUUUAGAUUAUUGGCUGUUAAAACUAAUAAUCAUCACACAUGGAUUCCAAGAAAUAAGAUAUACAACAAUCAUGCUUGUAACAUAACACAAAGAGCAUGGGGAUGUGUUUCGAUAUAUGCUAAAAACCCUAUUGAUUUUAAUAGAUUCCCAUCAAAAACACAAAAAGAAGGAUUCAAACUGUGUGCUGUACUUGAGAAAGACAAUAGCUUCUACUCUCGUCAUCCUGAUUAAGAUGAAUGUCCAAAAGGAUAAAUAAAAUGCGGAACCCAGCUGGAUUACUUUUAUUGUACUAGUCAACCCCAAUGUCCGAUAUUUGAGAUUGGUUUCAAAGAUGUUACUGCAGUUUCAGAUGCAUAAGAAUAGACAGAAAAGGGAUUUACACUUUUAUAUAAUAGAAAGAGUGAGUAUAAACUACCAUUGGUGGAGGUGAGAGUGUCAGAAGGAUAAGGGAUUUGCAUGAAGAAUCACGAGAGAGGGUUGACUUCUGGGAGAACAGAGUAUUCUUUAAUGAGGGAGAACAAAACUGAAUGCGAUAUUGAUAAAAGAUUUAUUAAAUUACAAUCCUCAAAUGAAGUUGAAUUUUAUGAAUCCAACAAUCAAUUAAAAUUGCAAGAUCAACUGAGAGGAUAUGAGAUUUCAACAUAAUAUCAAUGGGGUCUUUAUGCUCGAGGAUAUAUUGAGUGGAAGAUGUCGUGUAGAGGAGAAAUCUUCGAUAAUUUUAUUGAUCAGGAACAAAUACUAGAAGAGAUAUUACAUCAUUAGAAAUAUCUGAUGAUAAUAUCUAUAAUCUACUUCAUCGUAAUCUCAGUAGUGUGGAGUAUUAUACAAGCCCACACGUUAUAAGGAGGAGAUUGGCCUUGUAUCAAAGGACGUGGCACUGAAGAAUCCAAUACCAUUUUUUAUUUGGAAAUACUGACUAAAAUCUUACUAUAGAGUUUAUAGGCUUUCAUCAUAAUUUCCAGUUUUAGUAAAACCAAGGUAGAAAGUGACUUCUUAGAAAGUGUAAUCCUGCGGAAUUGUUCCGAUAGUUAUGUUUAAUUAUAAUUAGAGUACCUAAGGGAUAUGUUGACUGAGAAUAUUUAUGAUUUUAACAAGGGAUGCUUGAUCCUAUUUUGUAUUACCACAGUCUUUGACUUUUGUGUGGCAUUGUAUUUGGUGAUUUCAUUCAUAAGAGACAGGAAGUAAAAGGAAAGUAGUUUCGAACAUAGAGAUGAAAUUAAAUAGGGUUACGAAUUAAGUUAAAUGUAAGGGAUGACAAAUCAAAAUUAAUAACAAUUCAAUUAUUAAUCUCCAUACAACAAUUGA
Molecule: messenger RNA, 1647 nt
Organism: Paramecium tetraurelia
Lineage: Eukaryota; Ciliophora; Oligohymenophorea; Peniculida; Parameciidae
Exons: 2
Source: RefSeq, a predicted model, not a curated record